CUCGGUUUACCGCCAGGGGGCACAGUGCGGAAAUGACAACCUAGACUCUGGGGUGGGGGUGGGGUAAGGCGCUUUCGGAUUGGUCCCGACAGCCACGUGGCCUUCUCAUAAUUGGCUGGGUGGACAGAGAAGUCUGCCACUUCUCUGGCUUCAUUCAAGGAAACCCUCCCCACCCCCACCCCCACCCCCACCCCCACACACUUGCACUCCUUAACUUACAGUAUCUCCUGAAGGGCACAUUGUCCCACUGUCCAGGGACCCACUGAGUGUCAAGUUGCCCCGGAAAGGAGUUGAAUUUCCUGCCGGCAUGGGGUCCGUCUGGUCCUCCCCGGAGUGGGAGGGCACCCCUUGCCUUGAGAGGAGAUGGGGCCUGUCCAGCUGUCCAGCUGUCCAGGCGCUGACGCCCGGUGCACCCCAGAGCCGCUCGAGUUUCCCCCCACCCCACCCCCUGGCCUAGGCCUAUUCUAGCGACUGAGCCAGCAGCCCAGGCAUCCUUGAGCUAAAUAAAGAGCCUGCUUUGUUCAAGGGGCGGGAGCUAGGGUCCCGGGGGGCUUGGGGCAACCACGCCAAACAAGGCAAGGAGGGGAGCGAUGUAUAAAACCAGGGCCCACGGCUGAGCACCUGCCCGCGCCCCUACUGUGCCAUCGGAAGGGCAUCGCACCGCCUGCUACCCACCUAGUUCCCUCAAGUCCGAAAUCGACGCCCCUCCACCCCCACCCCCACGGUGAGUCCUGUCCUCAGACCAGCUCUGGACACGUCCAUCCCGGGGGAUGUUCUGAAUCCGAAGAGCAAAGGCUGAAAGUCUCUGGGUUAGUCUAGACCCCCGUGUUUGUUUUUCGCUGCCCAGAUGUCCAAAGCAGCUCCCGCCAAAAAGCCGGCGGCUACGGCCCCGCCUCCGGGAUGUACCCUAGAUAUCAACGACCCCCAGGUCCAGAAAGCGGCCAUUCGUAUCCAGGCCUCUUACCGGGGCCACAGGUCCCGGAAGGAGCUGCGGGAGACCCGGCCGCCGCGCGUGCUGGAUCCGCUCAAGGACGUGGUGCUGAUCGAGGGCAGCGCGGCCAACCUGACCUGCCGCAUAUCGGCUUUCCCGGACCCGUUUAUCCGCUGGAGCAAGGACGGCAAGGAGCUGCGCGACGGGCCCAAGUACCGCUACAUCUUCAAGGACCCCGACGUCGUGGCCUUGGUGGUGCGCGACGGCGAGCUGGCGGACCUGGGCCAGUACAGCAUCAACAUCACCAACCCCUUCGGCCAGUGCUCCGACUCGGCGCACAUCCUCGUGGAAGUCCCGGCGAAAAUCCAAAAGGGCCUGGAUAACACUAAAGCGCGCAAAGGCGCCACGGUGACGCUGACUGCGGAGAUCAUGGGCGAGCCUGCGCCCGACGUGGGCUGGACCAAGGACGGGAAGGACAUCGAGGAGGAUGACAGGGUUUACUUCGAGAUCGGCAGCACCAACACCACGCUGACCAUCCGCCGGGCCACGCCGCAGGACAGCGGCAAGUACGAGGUGUUCGUGGAGAACAGCCUGGGCAUGGACCAGAGCUUCGCUCGCGUGGACGUGGCCUGAAAGGGACCCUCGGAACUUUCGCUCUGUUUCCAAGCCUUGGGGUGGGUGGUACUAACAACCCCCUUCUUUUUUUGCUUAAUAAAGCUGCUCUCUC
Pipistrellus kuhlii (Kuhl's pipistrelle) is the source of this 1658-nucleotide messenger RNA. It is a transcript of the gene SPEGNB, whose product is annotated as SPEG neighbor. The record is from RefSeq and is a predicted model, not a curated record. Gene Ontology annotation, molecular function: protein binding. NCBI's taxonomy places the organism in Eukaryota, Metazoa, Chordata, Mammalia, Chiroptera, Vespertilionidae.